Molecule: messenger RNA, 1413 nt
Organism: Prunus persica (peach)
Lineage: Eukaryota; Viridiplantae; Streptophyta; Magnoliopsida; Rosales; Rosaceae
Product: protein MOTHER of FT and TFL1
Exons: 4
Coding region: 547-1068 (173 amino acids)
Biological process (GO): positive regulation of seed germination; response to abscisic acid
Source: RefSeq, a predicted model, not a curated record
UUCAUUACCUAUUUCAGCAAACCUCCAGAAUGUACAAAAGACAAUAACACACCCAGUUUGAGUGACAAAGAAGGCUGUGCUGUGGUGCAGCACGGCUCACAUUUACAAUAUGUACCCUUCUAAAAAACCCACUGAUUUUUCCCGUGGACUCCAUAAGAGCUGUUUGUCCUGACCUGAGUUCAUGCUUAUCUUGAGGUUGCAUGAAGAGAGGGGGGAGGGGGCGCGAAACUCCCUACUGUUUGGCUAAUACAUGUGUACGGUGGCGGGUUGUAACGGACGGUGAUGAUUCGGCCAUCUGGAUGGUCUGAAACAAGGAAAUGUUGGUUUCACAUCUAGAGUGGCUGUACACGUGUUGCUCUCUGCUUCACGACGCUUUUUGAUGGCCUAUGCAUGUACCAUAGAUUACACAUACUCCACGAGGGCCCACGUCACUUUUACCCUCCUAUAUAAACCUUACCCCUCCUCUGCCCUCUGCGCACCAUAGCAAGUCUUGCUUUGCGCUUUUUAGCUUCUUCUUCCUCUUUACUCUCUCUUCCUUCCUUCCUCAUGGCUGCCUCCGUUGAUCCUCUCGUUGUUGGGCGAGUGAUCGGAGAUGUGGUGGACAUGUUUGUCCCAACUGUGAACAUGUCCGUCUACUUUGGGUCCAAGCAUGUCACCAAUGGCUGCGAUAUCAAACCUUCCAUGGCCAUCAACCCCCCCAAGAUCACAGUCUCUGGUCAGCCCGGCGAGCUCUACACUCUGCAGGUGAUGACUGACCCCGAUGCUCCGAGCCCGAGUGAGCCGAGCAUGAGGGAGUGGGUCCAUUGGAUCGUGGCUGACAUCCCUGGAGGAACAAGCCCUGUUAGAGGGAAAGAGAUACUGGCUUACGUGGGUCCGAGGCCACCAGUGGGAAUUCACCGCUACAUUCUGGUGCUGUUUCAGCAGAAGGGUCCGAUGGGGCUGGUGGAGCAGCCAUCCUCUCGUGCGCACUUCAACACUCGGUUUUUCGCUGCGCAGCUCGAUCUUGGAUUGCCUGUUUCCACCGUCUACUUCAACUCCCAGAAGGAACCAGCAAACAGGAGGCGCUGAUCAGCUAGCUCAGCGUUAAUUUCCAUAGAAUCAAUCAUAUCAUACAACUGGAGAUAUCAAGUGGUGAUGAUGUGUGAAGUGAUCAUGAAUCAAGGAAUAAGAAGUUCAUGAGAUAUCUUUAGUGCAAGAAUUUAAUGAAUAAAUAAGGAUGAGAGUCUACCCUGUUAACGUGUCUUUAAUUAAGUUUUUAUUAUAGAUUAUGAAUGUUAAUUAUGUGUAGCCAGCAAGGGGGGGUGUUUCUCACUCUUACUUACAAGUCUCUCUCUCUUUCCCCCCCUCUCCCCCCAUUUUAAUUUGCCUUUAAUUUCAAUAGAAAUAAAUAAAGCCCUUCUCUUUUUGGUUUCA